AAAUGGCGACUGGAACAGACGAUACUGUGAAAUGUCGUUUAAUUUCUUGUGAUAAAGGUCCCAUAGGAAAGACGGAUGGACACGCGGAUGUCAGGGCGUAUGCUGUUCCAAAAAGCAAAAGAUCAGGUUUUCAAGUUAAUUGGAAUGAAGAAGGAUUUGCAACGUUCCACACGGAAUGUUGGUUUGCCUUAUGGGGGAUGUAUAAAGACAAAUCAUCAGUUCUCACGAAGGAGGAAAGAGAAAUGGUGAAGGAGGCUGCCAAGACAGUAGAAAUCCAUGACUCGUGCUCAAAACUUGAACAGGAAGCAGAACACAUAGUAAACCUGAUAAAAAACGCUGAAUAUUGUAUAGCGUUUACAGGAGCUGGUAUUUCCACCGCGGCCGGCAUCGGGGAUUUCCGAGGAAUUCAGGGCAAAUGGACAGAAAGAGACAAAGUCAAAGACCAUGGAAGCAAAGGGAAAUCCAAGAGAACAAUACAAGACGUUCAAAAGCUCCGCCCAACUUACACACACGAGGCUUUAUUCAAACUAAUAGAAAUGGGAAAAUUAAAGCACGUGAUCAGUCAAAAUGUUGAUGGACUACAUCGUUUGUCAGGAAUUGAAGAAGGUCAGAUAUCGGAACUGCACGGCAAUAUGUUUGUCGAAAAAUGUGAAAAAUGCAAAAAACGGUAUGAAAGAAAAUACAGAUGCACGGGAAAAGCUACCAAAGUGCCCAUUAACAUUUGCAAGCAAUGCCGAAUCAAUCAUCGGACUGGUCGUUCCUGUAAUGAAAAGAAGUGUGACGGAUACUUGAUGAACACAAUAAUAAACUUUGGGGAUUAUCUAGAGCCAGAAGUUUUCAGAAGCGCUGUAGAGCAAGCUUCACGCUCUGAUCUUGUUUUGGCACUUGGAACGACACUAAAGGUUUUUCCAGCAAACGAGAUGGUGAAAAUGGGUAAACGCCCAACGCGUUUAAUCAUAUGCAACAGACAAGCGACUGAUUUUGAUGAAACUUGCUUGAAGCUGGAUGAUGAUGAAGUUCCAUUGGGAUCAAGGGUCUUCGGAGACUGUGAUAAAUUAAUGCGAGAAGUAAUGCAACGUAUUCUUCCAGAAGAGGAAUUAUCAAAAUGGGAGCAAGAUAGAAAUGUCCGAAUGCUUACAUACGACACAAAACGAAAAUUGUAGCACAGGAAAAAA
This is a messenger RNA of Saccostrea echinata, 1175 nucleotides long. Its product is annotated as NAD-dependent protein deacetylase Sirt6-like. NCBI's taxonomy places the organism in Eukaryota, Metazoa, Mollusca, Bivalvia, Ostreida, Ostreidae. The transcript is spliced from 6 exons. The record is from RefSeq and is a predicted model, not a curated record. Gene Ontology annotation, molecular function: NAD+ binding. The coding region runs from base 3 to 1163 and encodes 386 amino acids.